Molecule: messenger RNA, 22458 nt
Organism: Xyrichtys novacula (pearly razorfish)
Lineage: Eukaryota; Metazoa; Chordata; Actinopteri; Labriformes; Labridae
Source: the annotation of a GenBank genome assembly
AUGGCUGAAGGUAAGGGUGUUGCACCUGCAUCAACGCCAACAUUAACAACAUUUUCAUUUUGAUUUUGUACUCAUUGCUAUGAAUUAAAGCAUAUAAAAGCUGCGUAAACUCUGCUGUUGCUGUGAUCCUGUUUUGAUAGGGAUUAGGAUCCCUGUAGGAAGAUGUGUUGAAAGUUUGGUGCUAUAAAUAUAGGAUAUCAUGUAGCCACAGUAUCAGUGGAGCUCUCCUGUGACAGACAUGACUGCUGCUGCUGGAUCUGACCCCUGCCUUUUUUUACAAUAACAAUCUUAAGUCGUCUUUCAGCAAAGCUGUAUUUUUAUGAGGCCUGAUCUGAAAAACUGUAUUUUGAUUGCAAAUUUAUUUUUUUAAUGAAACAUCCACAUUUCAGAAAGUCAGAGGAGCAGGCUGUCCCCCCCCUUUAAAAUCCACUUAUGCUUGUACUCAAACGCUGACGUCACCUGCUGAUUCUACACUAUUCAUUAAAGGGAUUAUUCGUCAGCAUGCAAGCAUUUGUAUUUGAGGAAGUGAGGCAUGAUUACAGUCUAUUCACAGUUUGACGCUGUAACAAACACUUUGGCCUCGAGCCCAAGAUGGAAAAUUUAGCAGUGAAGAUUCUCUCUGCCACCUGAUGACGGUGGGGAUGUCAUUCAAUCCCAAGACAAGAGUUUUCCACUGCGUUAGGUAGAUCUUGUGUUUUGAUAAGUGAUAACAUCAUUAAAACAGAUGAUUCUUGUCUUUUCUGAUAUCUAUCACAUUCUUAGUAACUUAAUCUUCAGGAUUAUCCAAUAAUUUAACACAUUUCAAACCCCUCAGUGUAAAGCAAAGAAGGAAAAAAGUUUAUGGAAACUCCGUCUGUUGGGUAAAGUCCAAAUAGAGAUAUGUUACACCAGAUAUUUUCAGAUUCAGAAGAAGACUAGGAAGGUGGAUUGAUGUCCCACAGUUAGUCCUUUCAAAAUAAAAGUCAUGUGGUGAAUGUGAAACAAAGACCUCUAUUUUCAACUACACUGUAUGUUGUUUUAUGUGAAUAUAGUUUCAGUCAGAGUCCCAGAAAGUUGGAAGUUGUUGGUUGUUUUGUCAGACGUUUCAAUCAAAUGUGGUUUCAGCCCAACAUACAUGACAAAGCAGAUCAGCUGAAUGUUUUAGUGUAAGAAAAUUUUGUAGUAUGUUUGAAUUCUAUUGAUAAUAUUUGUUUUUCUGUAAUACGUAAUGUUAUAUUCACAAACACUUCUUUAGUUUAAGUGCCAGAAAAUAACUUAAAGGGGGUCUUAUCAUAUCGCACUUUUUAGGACUACUUUCGGACUUGUGCACACAUGAUUAUACUUAAUUUAACUAAAAAUUAAUAACUUGCAUCUGUGUCAUCUGAUGUUUCUUUUUUGGGCCAACUCAUAAUCAGCACUGAAGCUAAAAUUACCUUCGGUGUAUUAAUGCUCUGCUCUAACACUUUCAGGGUGCUGGAGCGGGGCCAGAAGAAGUGAAUUAACACGUGUAUCUUUGUGUAGGGCUGUCAGAGUAUCUUAUUUUCACCUCUGAGUUAUCCUUGUCAUAACCUAUUGAUAGUAAUGUUAUCAUGAUAUUUUCAGAAAAUUUGAAAAUAAAACAGUACAGUCAGACAAAUUGAGGAAAAGCAUGAGGAGCAACAUAUUACAUGAUAAUUUCUCUUAUCAACACAGUUAACUUACAUGUUGUCAUUCAUUACUCCAUGAACUACUGCUUGUUAUGCUUUUAUUCUGAUAUUUUAUCUGUCUUUGUUUAGGUUGCUUAAUUGUGGACAUGGUAAAACUAUGCUUUUAUUUUGAAGGACAAGCUAUUCUCUGCAGAUCUUAAGUUGUGAAUCUGAAUAAAAACUAUUAAAAGAGUUAAAGUUGUUUUUCCAAAAUGAUGACUUUUGUUAAGAGCGUUUUUUUUUGUCAGCCCUUUCGAAGUGUUUCACAGAUAGAAGAUAGAAAAGACACUCAAAACAAAAAAACAAACAAAAAAAUGAUAUGCAUAAAUAUAUAAGAUGGUAAAAAAAAAUUCAAAUUCUGCCACUUCUGAGAUGUAUUUUUUUCUAACAGUAUCAUAUUGAGGAUGCUUCUCAUUAGUUUAAGAGAGAGGGGAUAAAACUAGUUUUUUAUUGCAUUGGCCUGAAUGGGCUUCCAUACGACACACUCACUGCUUGUAUGGAAGCCCUUUAAAAACAGAGGGCAUCCACUAUAGACAGCGAGUAUUUGGGGUCUGAACCAAUACAAGGCAAUCUAAAUGAGUUCUAAGAGUGGCAUUAAUACCUUUUUUUACAUAUUAAGGAGCCAGAUCGGCACCUGCAGCUGGUGGGACCAAUGGAGCAGCACAGACGAGAGCUCCAAGGCCCACAGGUGUGGGGAUCCUCGGGAAGCUGAAAAUGUCUGCAGAGCUGCUGAUCGCUCUGGCUGCUCUGCUCUCCUGGCUGGUGGUGGGAGUGGUGAUGUUUGACUUUGUGGAGUAUAAAGCAGUCCCUGGUAAGUCACUAAUAAGUAGAAAUAAAUAACACGAAUAUACGUCCUCUUAUUGAGAUGGUCAUCUAUAUGUCUAUUUCUGUCCUCAGACAUUCAGCAAAUCAUUACGGACCCUGUGCAAGCUGUAUAUGACGGUGUAGAUGAAGUAUCCAGUCUGCUCAAUAAGUUUCAAGGUAGACAAAUAAAAGAAAAGUACUUCUGUAUAGCAUGCAUCUUUUAGUAAUUCUGAAACAAGAAUCCUAAUAUUUGACCAUUUUUCUGGGUCCCUAGAAUGUGCACCAGAUUUAAGUGACCCCAUGUCUAUUGCCACGUAUGCUGCUGAAGAAAUAACGGAAGCAAAAGAUGGAUUUGUACAAUACUUUUCAGAUGAGGAAGGUCAGAAACCUUACUCUCAUGAAAUCUAUGUUGAGAUAAAAUUAGAAAGUUUUGACUAAAGAUAAUCAAAGAGAAUGAAAUUGAAUCUAUACUUUCCUCUUAAUCCACAGGAAACUUCUACCUCAGCUAUGUGGACCCUGUGGUUAUAGGACGACGAGCUUUCCAUUCAACUAAUGACUUUGUGGGUGGAGUCAUGGGAUCCUUCAGGGACACAGUGUGUGGUGUUGUGGAUACUGUAUUGGAUACCAUACAGGACGUAACAACAGGUAUAUCAUAUUUGUGCCUUUUCUUAUUCACAAUCCAUUAAUGUGAUAUUAAUUUGUAACACCUGAGUGAAAAACACUAAAUAUUUGUUGAAUUCUCACAUAAAACUGAGCCUAAAGUUUGAUUAUUAAUACAAAUUCCCCUCACUAAUAUGUUUGUUUCUCCCAGGGAAAACUGACCUUAGCUACAUUGACCCGGUGGUCAUAGGCAGACGUGUCUUCAGUGUUACUAAUGAGUUCAUGAAUGAAGUGGGGGACUACAUCCAGGAUGUGCUCUGUGACAUUCUGGACACUAUUCUGGAUGUAGUGAAAGGUAUUUACUCUCCUUGUUUAACAUCCCCGUAACCUUAAACCUCCUAAAAUCUUUAAUUUUAUCUUUUUAUCACAGAAUACAGGACCAGGUUUACACAUAUGUUCUUUGGACUUAUUUUACCGUAUUUGUUUUCUCAGGGACCACCGAUGUCAGCUUCUUGGACCCUGUGGUGAUUGGCAGAAAUGUCUUCAGUGUUACUAAUGAGGGUGUGGGAGGAAUAGUGGGAUACAUCCAGGGUGUGCUCUGCAGAAUCGUAGACACUGUGCUUGAUAUAACGAAAGGUACCGGCUUCACAUUCUGAGUUUAAGUGUGUAUUUAAUUUCCAUUUUUUAAAUGUCUGCGUCAUUAUUUGUUGGCUUAUUCUGAUACUUAAUAAAAAUGAUGAAUCAAAAUCAAUAACUUUUUCAGCUUGUAGGGGAGACCGGGGCUUGUUGUCACACUUUUUACACUCAUAUAUUUCUUGGAAUCAAUGCAUCAUAUAUAAACAAAAUGUGUACCAGAUGAAAGACCAAAGUCUCAGUGCAGAGUUAUAAGCAAUCAAAUAGAGACAUGUAUCACGGCUAGGAUUUUAUCUAGAAGAAGCUUAUUUUAAAAUAUAUAAAGUUAAUUUCUUUUCAGUUUGAGUUGUGUGAAAUGGUUAAUUGGCGCUUAUCUCAGCUCACAAUGUGCUCUUCUCUUCUUAGACAGGACACGACCCCUGACCGUGUAAAGGAAGAAAGCUAGUAUUCCACUUUUUUGUUGCGCCCUCUGGUGGCAAAGAUAAUUGCAAUGUGACAACUUACCCAUGUGACAACAAGCCCGAGUCUCCCCUAUCUGAUCUCAAACACUUCGGCUUUUAUUUUCCCUCAGUUAACUACUCAUAGCAGGAUAAUGGGUGAUUUUUACAGGAGCUUUGGCCUGAAUGUGUGUUUCAUUUCUCAGGAACCACUGAUAUCAGCUACAUGGACCCCGUGGUUGUUGGCAGAGAUGUCUUCACUGUCAUCAAUGACUUUGUGAGUGGAGUAACAGGAUAUAUCCAGGGCGUGCUCUGUGCAAUCUUAGAUGUAAUACUGGACGCAGUUUCAGGUAAAGUGGAUUUAAACCUGCACCUAAUCUUUGUCUGUGUUAUAUGUAUUCACUGAACAGCGUUUUUUUCUUCUCUGCUGAUCAGAUAUCCAGCAGGCUGUGGGAUUCAGUCCCCUGUCAGCUCUGAAGACAACAGGAGAGAUCAUCACAGAGCAGAUAAACAUGCUCGUCAGCUAUGUCUCCACAAUGCUGUUCGGUGAAAAAGGUCUGUUUUAUCACAAACAACAUGCAUUUUAUUGCACCGCAUUGCCCACUCCGCUUGAUUCUGUAUUUGUCACCCCUGAGAUAUGAUGAUGUUUCGUUGUCUGAACUGCAUCUUUACCUGAUUUUUAUGGUGUGCAGAUAUUUCAGAAAUCAUGCCUGAAGUGUCCAUUGAUCCCAUGAAAGUUGUUCAAGACGCUGUGUUGGAUUUCACAGACAAGAAAGAUUUGUUCCUGUCUUACAUGUCCAGCAUGCUUGUUGGAGAGGAAGGUGUGAUUUGCAUUUGUGUAUAAAACAGAAUAUCAAAAAAUGUGAUGCUAUCAAUGUGGAAAUUUAUGUUUGAAUGAUGUUGAUAAAAAAUCUAACAUCAUAAUAACAGGAUACAUAUUUUAACAUCUUCUCUUUUUUGUCUUAGGUGAACCUGUUUCCACACCUGUUGUGAAUAUAGUCACUGAAAAAGGUCAACACUUUGUAAUUAAUCUGCAUCUUAUUUACAACAUGAAAUUUGUUUAUGCAAUAUUUACAAAAUUUGUUUUUGUCUCUUUUUUAGAUGAAGCCAAAGUUUCUCCUUCUGAUAUAAAUUUGGUGCAAAGAAAAGGUGAGUACUGGAACAUUUUUAAUUCUUUUUUCUCUGAAACAUCUACAGUUGACAUGUAACUGAUAGUUUUUUCUUUCUUUCUCUAAAUGUAGGUGAAUUUCUUCCCCCAGUGGAAAAAGGUAAGAAAACAUCACAACAUAUUACUGUGUUACACUUCAUUCUGGACAGCUGUGAAGCAUUUUGCUUGCGAAUAGUUGCCUUUUGAGCAUGUUGAGGAUGAUUUUUGUUGUUUUUCUUCCCCUCUUGUAUGAAAUCUUCUGAAUUCUGUCAUGUUCAGUGUGACAAAACAAGCCUGAAACUGAAUGUUAAGUUUGUUUGACUGAACAAAGUUUCAGCAUGGUCAGAUAUGUAUCAUUAACAGGGUUCAUUGUGAUGAAUUUUCGUCGCAUCAAAGUUUGUUUCUCAUCUUUGGACUGCAUCUCUUUCUCUGACUGUCAUACUGAAUGUUUUUUGAAUUUUGCAUUUAUGUGUUUUGACAUGAGGUCAGCUGACAUGUUUUUGUAAUAUAUCUUUUAAGACAGAAACAGUAUGAUUGUUGUUCCCUGCAUAACCCAAGCACAUCUGUUAACAACUGCAACCUUAAACCUCUGUGAUUGUCAGUAUGUGAUUCUUGAGCGUUUCUACCGGGUGAUGUGUGAUUUCCUUUUACAUAUUCUGUUUGUAUGGACUCAUGUUAACACCACAUGUUUCAAAAGCAGACCUUGAUAAAAUUAUAAUUGGUCAAACUGAUUUUUAAGUUGUCAGACUUAAAGUGAAACAUUAAAAUAAUCCUCUCAAAAGUUUAAAUUAGCCUUUUUUGGUCAACAAAUCUGAUGAAAACUCAAAAUUCAACAAUAAAUUAAUCCAAUUGAUAAGUCUUGUUCUUUGCAACCUUGUCAUCUAGUUUAACAUAUGUAUAAUACUAAUUGUUUGGAGAGCCUUAUAUAUCCCAUCUCUCUUUGACACUGACAAAGAAGAGUGACUCUGAAUAAGCAAUAUGAUAUAAAUAGAAAGCAUUAUAAUUUAAAUGCAAAGUCUAUCAUAUAAAUGUAAAGUAGUAUGAUAUAAAUGUAAAGUAACAUACUGUAAAUGUAAAGUAAUAUGAUAUAAAUGUAAAGUAGUAUGAUAUUAACGUAAAGUAAUAUAGUAUAAAUGUAAAGUACUAUCAUAUUAAGGUAAAGUAGUAUGAUAUACAUGUAAAGUAAUAUAAUAUAACUGUAAAUUACUAUCAUACAAAUGUAAAGUAGUAUGAUAUACAUGUAAAGUAAUAUAAUAUAAAUGUGAAGUAACAUGAUAUAGAUGUAAAGUUAUAUAAUGUAAAUCUAAUGUGCUAUCAUAUAAGUGUGAAGUAACACGAUAUAAAUGUAAAGUGAUGUGAUGUAAAUGUAAAGUAUAAUGAUAUAAUGGUAAGAAUUAUGAUAUAUAUGUUAGGUAACGUGAUAUAAAUGUAAAUAUAUUUAAUAUAAAUGUUAAGUUAUAUAAUGUAAAUCCAAAGUACUAUUAUAUAAAUUUGAAGUAGCAUGAUAUCAAUGUAAAGUAAUAUUAUAUAACUGUAAAUUACUAUCAUACAAAUGUAAAGUAGUAUGAUAUAAAUGUAAAGUAAUAUAGUGUUAGUGUGAAGUACUAUUAUAUAAAUGUAAAGUAUUAUGACAUAAAUGUUAAGCAAUACAAUAUCAAAAUAAAGUAAUGUGAUAUAAAUGUAAAGCUAUAUGAAAAAGUCAUGUUAAAAUGAUCAAAACUUGCCAGUUAUUGAUGAGAUUUUUGCUGAGACAUUUUGUGAAGGAGUUACAUCUUCUUUAAAAGUCACAUAGUUGACGUCAGAUUUGUUGACUCUAAGAUAUUUUUGUUAUACUGAGAGAGGCAUUAACAGAAACAUGUGCUGUGGGCUGUUUUGUGUCAUGAAUGAAUAAAUGAAUGUUUCGUUGCAUUUUAUCAACUUUCUCCACAUCUGAAAAAACAACUUUGGAGCUGCAUUUUCUUACAAAAUGCCAAAGAUGUGGACACAUAUGAUUCGUGACAUGCAAUGAUGGUCCAGUUGCAGAGAUCAUGGAUGCUGAGCUGAAGGCAGCCUCUGACGACUUAAAGACAGAGGAAGAGGAGGAAGCCGAAGCCGAAGCUCCAAGUGCUGCAGAAGUGACCGAGGCAGAGGAAGAUGCUGGUAGUUAAUUUUUUAAAAUCUGAUAUAAUCACAAUCAUUUGUCAGACGUGAGCUCAUUAACAGGAACUCAAUUUCUGAACUAUCACAUCACUAGAGAAACACGCCGACCUCAAAGAAACAGAAAAAGAAGGAGAUGAAGGAAUCCUCGAAGAUAUCAGCAUAGAUGAAGUGGAAAAGGAGGAAGAAGAGAAGGAGGAGGAGGAGAAAGAGGAGCAUGCUGUAUCCAUGGAGGAAGAAGAGAAGAAGGAGGAGGAAGAUGAGGAUGAAGGUGUUGGCAUAGAGAUGGAGGAGGAAUUAAUAUCAGAGGGUGAUGAAGACCAAGAAAAGGCAGAUGCAACAACAGAGGAGGUCAAGGUAGAUCAGGAGGAGGGGGAUGAGGGGGAGGAAACAAAAGCAGAAGAAGAGGAGGAAAUAAAGGCAACAACACUUGCAGUAGAAGAAGAGGAGGAGGAGGAGGCUAAAGCAGAAGAAGCUUUGGAAGAGGAGGAGGAGGAGGAGGAAACUAUAGCAGAAGUUUUGGUGGAAGAACAAGAAGAGGAGGCUCAAAUAGAGGUUUCAUUUGAGAGGGAGCGGGAAGAAGAUGUGGAGAUGGAGGAAACCAAAACUGAACUUCUGUUAGAGGAGGAGGAGACAGAGGUAGAAGCCGAAACUGGAGUCUUGCUUGAGGAGCUCAUCGAGGUAGAAGUUCUGCCAGAAAAGGAGGAGGGGGAGGAACCAAAGGAAGAGGAGUCUUUUGAGGAAGAGAUUGGAGAUAAAGACCUUCUUGCUGUUGAAGAAAAAAUAACACCUGAUACUGGUGACGAAGUUGAAACUUUAGAAACUGAUCAGAUUGAUGAACUUUUAGACUUUGACCUUCAUCUCGCUUUAGAGGAGGAGGAAGGAGAAAAACAGGCAGAGAAGACUGAGGUAGAGGAGGAGGCAGAGGCCUUCAUCCAACCACUUGACCUUCAGAUCCUUUCAACUGAAAAAGCCGUCAAUGCCAGUGAGGAACCUAAAUCUGAUGAAGAAGAGGAAGAAACACUUGUUCACGGCCUAGACGAAUACUCAGACAUUAUUGGUGAUCAGGAUGAAAACAACAACAACAGUGAAAGUGUGAAAACUGAACCGAAGCGAAAGAGGAAGGUUCGUAUUCCCUUUGAGAGACUUCGAAAAGUUGGAUCCAAAGCUGAACGUCCUCACAUGCGUGAAAAAGGUACAAAACUCUCUUGAUGAUCUUCUGAGAUUUUAACCUUUUUCAAGACCAAGUGAUGAAAAUGUUUGCGGUGUUGAGUGUGAAAUAAUUCAUAACUGAUGAAAAACUGGAGGGUGAAUAUUUAUCUUUUACAGUUUCUUAAGCAUUCAGUUUGUUUCUUUGUUUUGUGAAUGUUUCAAUAAUGAAGUAAACCAUCAAGGUUUUAAUAAUUAACAGAAUUAUUUUCUUUCAGACUCUUUUAUUUACUGUUUUAAUCAAGUUAACGCUGAUUUCAUCUAAUCAUACACUCUGACCUUUGGACUUUACAGCUCCAAUUAGUCCUCGGGGGAUUGAUCUUUAUCACACUUUUCAAACUCAACCAAAUUUGAGAAGAUAAGCUUGCUCAUAAGUUUAUGGAAAUAAGGACAAGUUUGGACAAGUUGUAAUUUUUUGAUAUAGAUUAAGCUAAAAAGUUUACGUACACCCGUGCCACUGGAUUUAUGAUAAGUUUGAGGUCUAAAUAAGUCUCUCCGGCAACAGGAAGUUUCUUGUUUUGAAUUGCAAUCUGUUCCUUCCAGCCUGUUGGACAAAUCAAAAUAAAGAUUUUAUAGUUCAGAAGUGCCAAACCGUAACUGUAACUCUAAAUGAAAGUUUGCUUAGACUUUCAAAAAUUUUAAACUAAUAUUUACACUUUUGAUUUUAAACAAACUUGGAAAAUUCCCCCCAAAUCUCACAAUGCAUAUUCCCAAAAACAAUUUUUUUGAAUUUCAGAAUGAAGAUGCCAAACUUUCCAAAAUUUCUCACCAAGGGUUUCUCAAGGGACUCAAAAUUUUUUAAGUUAAAAAUAAAAUAAAAUACAAAAUUGUGCAAACUUCCAAAAGGUAUCUCAAUAAGCAAAUUUAAGUUUCUUAAGUUAAGUGAGACUUUUGUAAGACUUUCUGCAAUCUGCAAAGUAAUUUUCCAGGGUUCAUGUUCUAAAUUUAUCUCUGCAGGGUAAACUAAAUUUGUCAUAAUCUACUAAAAAAAGUAACAUCGUAGCCACAGGUGUGUUUAGGUUAUUGUGUUUUUAGCGUUGUCGAGCUUAUGCAGCUUAUGCAAGUGUGAAUGUUUGUCAGGUGACUAUGAUGCAGGUCAAAUACAGGUCUGUGAUAUUUGUAACGUCUUUCUAAUGUACUUCAGUUCUCAAAGAGGCAGAGGAAGAACCAGCCCUGAAAGAAGUUCAGGACACCAUUAUUACAGGUAACACCCUUGAGUCCACUUGCUUUAAUGUGGGUAUUUCUAUCUGUUCUCAUUCAUUCAGUCAUAAGAAUAUACUGACAAGACAUUUUUGUUUAUAGACAUAGAAGUCACAGUAACAAAAUAAAUAAAUAAAUAAAUGAAUAGAAACUCAACUUGGUGAGGCGAUAAAAGAAUGCCAGAAUGGGGGGAUGCCAGAGAAGAAGGCAAUUUGAAUUUUAGGAUUCACCUGAGUCUCUCGGGGAAAAAGUGUUUUUUGAAAAAAGUUUAAUUAUCUUCAUUACUUUUAGAAGAGGAGCCCAAACAGAAAGAAGAGGUGAAAGUAACGAAACCAACAAAAGACGAAAAAGAAGUCAAGAAACCAGCCAAAGAAAAGGAAGAGGUAGAGCACCCUCCGAAAAAGACAGAAGCCAAGAAACAACUUAAAGAAGAGAAAGAGGCCAAGAUACCACCACCAAGAAAGGAAAAGGAAGCCAAAAUACCUCCAAAAUUAGAGAAAGUAGACAAGACACCAACGAGAAAGGAGAAAGCAGAAGCUAAAGAACCACCUAAAAAGGUGAAAGAAGUCAAGGAACUACCAGAAGAGAAGAAAAUAGCCAAAGAACUAAAAGAGGAGGAGAAAGAAGUUAAGAAACCAACAAAAGAAGAGAUAAAAGACAAGAAACCAACCAAAGAAAAAGUAGAAGUUAAGAAACCACCUAAAGAGAAGAAAGAAGAGAAGAAACCACGGCGAGAGAAGGGAGCAAUCGAAAAACUUCUCAAAGACAAGGUAGAAGUCAAGAAACCUACAAAAGAAGAAGUCAAGAAACCUACAGAAGAAAAAGUCAAGAAACCUACAAAAGAAGAAGUCAAGAAACCUACAGAAGAAGAAAAAGUAACAGAAGAACCACCUAAAGAGAAGAAAGAAGAGAAGAAACCACGACGAGAGAAGGGAGCAAUAGAAAAACUUCUCAAAGACAAGGUAGAAGUCAAGAAACCUACAAAAGAAGAAGUCAAGAAACCUACAGAAGAAGAAGUCAAGAAACCUACAAAAGAAGAAAAAGUAACAGAAGAACCACCUAAAGAAGAGAAAGAAGAGAAGAAACCACGACGAGAGAAGGGAGCAAUCGAAAAACUUCUCAAAGACAAGGUAGAAGUCAAGAAACCUACAAAAGAAGAAGUCAAGAAACCUACAGAAGAAGAAGUCAAGAAACCUACAGAAGAAGAAGUCAAGAAACCUAUCAAAGAAGAAAAAGUAACAGAAGAACCACCUAAAGAAGAGAAAGAAGAGAAGAAACCACGACGAGAGAAGGGAGCAAUCGAAAAACUACUCAAAGACAAGGUAGAAGUCAAGAAACCUACAAAAGAAGAAGUCAAGAAACCUACAGAAGAAGAAAAAGUAACAGAAGAACCACCUAAAGAGAAGAAAGAAGAGGAGAAACCAAGAAGAGAGAAGGGAGCAAUCGAAAAACUACUCAAAGACAAGGAAGAAUUCAAGAAACCUACUAAAGAAGAAGUCAAGAAACCUACAAAAGAAGAAAAAGUAACAGAAGAACCAACUAAAGAAGAGAAAGAGGUCAAGAGACCACGAAGAGAGAAGGGAGCAAUCGAAAAACUUCUCAAAGACAAGGUAGAAGUCAAGAAACCUACAAAAGAAGAAGUCAAGAAACCUACAGAAGAAAAAGUCAAGAAACCUACUAAAGAAGAAAAAGUAACAGAAGAACCAACUAAAGAAGAGAAAGAGGUCAAGAGACCACGAAGAGAGAAGGGAGCAAUCGAAAAACUUCUCAAAGACAAGGAAGAAGUCAAGAAACCAACAGAAAAAAUCGGAGUCACUAAGGAACAACUGAAAGAGACAAGGGAAGCCAAAAAGCCACCAAGAGAUGAAAAAGAAAAAGUCAUUAUCACCAAAGAACCACCCAAAGAGGUAAAACAAACCAAAAGACCACUAAAAGAAGAGACAGAAGUCAAGAAACCUGUAAAAGAAGAGAAAGAGGUCAAGAAACCACCAAAAACAGAGAAAGAAGUUAAGAAACCAGCCAAAGAAGAGAAAGAGGUCAAGAUACCACCAAAAACAGAGAAAGAAGUUAAGAAACCAGCCAAAGAAGAGAAAGAGGUCAAGAAACUUCCCAUAGAGGAGAAAGUGGUCAAACAACCUCUUAGAGCAAUAAAGGAAGCCAAUGAAACUGUGGUAGAAAGGAAACACAUCAAAAUACCCCUAAUCGUAAAGAUAACUCCUGAACUAAAGACUGACGCAAUAAAACCUCUUAGCACAGAAAAGGUGGAAAAAGAGAAGAAACCAUCAAAAGAAGAGAAAGAGGUCAAGAAACUUCCCAAAAAGAAGAAAGAGGUCAAGAAACCAGCCAAAGAAGAGAAAGAGGUCAAAAAACCAAUAAAAGAAGAGAAAGAGGUCAAGAAACCAGUAAAAGAAGAGGGAGAGGUAAAGAAACCUCCAAAACAAGAAAAAGACAUCAAGAAACCAGCCAAAGAGGAAAAAGUAGUUAAACAACCUCUUACAGCACUAAAGGAGGCUAAUGAAACUGUGGUAGAAAGGAAACAUAUUAAAAUACCUCUAAUUGUAAGGCCUCCUGAAGUUAAGACUGACACCAUGAAACCUCUAAGCAAAGGAAAGAUGGAAAAAGAGAAGAAACCAGCCAAAGAAGAGGAAGAGGUCAAGAAACCUCCCAAACAAGAGAUAGCGGUCAAGAAACCACCUAAAGAGGAGAAAGAGGUCAAGAAACCAGUAAAAGAAGAGAAAGAGGUCAAGAAACCAGCCAAAGAAGAUAAAGUAGUCAAACAAUCUCUUGGCACAAUAAAGGAAGCUGAUGAAACUCCGGUAGAGAGGAAACACAUCAAAAUACCUCUAAGAGCAACAAUGCCUCUUGAAGUUAAGACUGACAUCGUAAAACCUCUUAGUGAAGAAAGGAUGGAAAAAGAGAAGAAACCAAUCAAAGAAGAGAAAGAGGUCAAGAAACCAUCAAAAGAAAAGAAAGAUGUCAAGAAACCUCUAAAAGAAGAGAAAGAGGUAAUGAAACUUCCCAAAGAGGAGAAAGAAGUAAAGAAACCUCUAAAAGAAGAGAAAGAGGUAAAGAAACUUCCCAAAGAGGAGAAAGAAGUAAAGAAACCUCUAAAAGAAGAGAAAGAGGUAAAGAAACUUCCCAAAGAGGAAAAAGAGGUCAAGAAAAUAACCAAAGAGGAGAAAGAGGUCAAGAAACUUCCCAAAGAGGAGAAAGUAGUUAAACAACCUCUAAGAGCACUAAAGGAAGCCAAUAAAACUGUGGUAGAAAGGAAACACAUCAAAAUACCUCUAAUUGUAAAGAUAACUCCUGAACUUAAGACUGACACAAUAAAACCUCUAAGCAAAGAAAAGGUGGAAAAAGAGAAGAAACCAAAAAAAGAAGAGAAAGAGGUCAAGAAACCAGUAAAAGAAGAGAAAGAAAUCAGGAAACCUCCCAAAGCAGAGAAAAAGGUAAAGAAACCAGCCAAAGAAGAGAAAGAAGUAAAGAAACCUCCCAAAGAGGAGAAAGUAGUCAAACAACCUCUAAAAACAAUAAAGGAAGCCGAUGAAACUGUGGUAGAAAGGAAACACAUCAAAAUACCUCUAAUCGUAAAGAUAACUCCUGAACUAAAGACUGAAGCAAUAAAACCUCUUAGCAAAGAAAAGGUGGAAAAAGAGAAGAAACCAAUAAAAGAAGAGAAAGAGGUAAAGAAACCAAUUAAAGAAGAGAAAGAGGUAAAGAAACCUCCCAAAGAGGAGAAAGAGGUCAAGAAACUUCCCAAAGAGGAGAAAGAGGUCAAGAAACUUCCUAAAGAGGAGAGAGAGGUCACGAAACCACCUAAAGAAGAGAAAGAAGUAAAGAAACCUCUAAAAGCAACAAAAGAAGCUAAUGAAACUGUGGUAGAAAGGAAACACAUCAAAAUACCUCUAAUCGUAAAGAUAACUCCUGAAGAUAAGAUUGACACCAUAAAACCUCUUAGCACAGAAAAGGUGGAAAAAGAGAAGAAACCAAUUAAAGAAGAGAAAGAGGUAAAGAAACCAUCAAAAGAAAAGAAAGAUGUCAAGAAACUUCCCAAAGAGGAGAAAGAAGUCAAGAAACCUCUCAAAGCAAAAAAGGAAGCUAGUGAAACUGUGGUGGAAAGGAAACACAUCAAAAUACCUCUAAUCGUAAAGAUAACUCCUGAACUAAAGACUGACACCAUAAAACCUCUUAUCACAGAAAAGGUGGAAAAAGAUAAGAAACCACCUAAAGAAGAGAAAGAGGUCAAGAAACCAGCCAAAGAAGAGAAAGAGGUAAAGAAACCUCCGAAAGAAGAGAAAGAAGUCAAGAAACCAGUAAAAGAGGAGAAAGAGAUCAAGAAACCUCUUAUAGCAAUAAAAGAAGCUAGUGAAACUCUGGUAGAAAGAAGACACAUUAAAAUACCUCUUAUCGUAAAGAUGCCUCCUGAAGAUAAGAUUGACACCAUAAAACCUCUUAGCACAGAAAAGGUGGAAAAAGAGAAGAAACCAAUUAAAGAAGAGAAAGAGGUCAAGAAACCAGUAAAAGAGGAGAAAGAGGUCAAGAAACCUCCCAAAGAGGAGAAAGAGGUCAAGAAACCAGUAAAAGAGGAGAAAGAGGUCAAGAAACCACCUAAAGAAGAGAAAGAGGUCAAGAAACCACCUAAAGAAGAGAAAGAGGUCAAGAAACCUCUUAAAGAGGAGAAAGAGGUCAAGAAACCUCCCAAAGAGGAGAAAGUAGUCAAACAACCUCUUAGAGCAAUAAAAGAAGCCAAUGAAACUGUGGUAGAAAGGAAACACAUCAAAAUACCUCUAAUUGUAAAGAUAACUCCUGAACUAAAGACUGACACCAUAAAACCUCUAAGCAAAGAAAAGGUGGAAAAAGAGAAGAAACCAAAAAAAGAGGAGAAAGAGGUCAAGAAACCAGUAAAAGAGGAAAAGGAGGUCAAGAAACCCCCCAAAGAAGGAGUCAAGAAGACAGUGACACCUUCAAAGAAGGUACAGGAGGACAAAAAACAUCUAGAGGAAGACAAGGAAAAAGUUACUCCUCUGAAGGAAACAAUAAAGGCAAGGAAGCCCUCAAAAGAAGUCAUAGAGCCAGAAAUAUCACCCAAAGAAGUUAAAAAGCCCCCAAAAGAGGUGAAAGAAGUAGAAAAGAAAGAGAAGCCCUCCAAAGAAAAACAAGAACCAGAGAAACCCUCUAAAGAAGAGGAAGUCGUCAAGAAGAGAGACACAAAAACAGGUAACCAUUGAGGAGCGAUUACACAAGUUAGGUCGGGUCAGGUCAGCUCAUGUGUGACGCCACAAAGACUCACAUCAGUGUUUCAUACAGUCCAUGUGCUAAUAUGUUAGCAUGCUAAUUAUAAUAAUGAUGAUGCUUGCUGGCUUGGUGAUAUAUUUAAUUAAGCAUUGAUCACAACCCUCAGCUAAUGGGCUAAUGGCAGCUUAAGUAACGUCAGUAACAAUGAUGUCACAGUAGCACAGCAGUGUUAGGACUGAUAAUACCUCAUAUACACAAAGGUGUUUGACCAUAAACCAGAGUGAUCAAUGAAAAAAUGUAUUUGAAACCUAAUGAUGCUAAAGCCGAUAGAACUACAAAGAUUUUAUUAUGAAUAUCAAACACAUUGUUAUAACGAAUGUAUUAUUUCCAAGCUGUAUGAUGAGAUUCUGGUCUGACUUAACCUGUUGAACAAACUCCUGUUUUGCACUUCAGCUGAUGUACCCAAGAGGGCAGUAAAGGUGCAGACAGCUGUGAAAAAGAUGACACUGUCUGUCCUGAAAAAGGAACAUCUUAAUGUCACAAAAACAGGUAAAAACAAAAACAAAAAAAAUUUUAAUUGAGCAAGUUUUGCUUUUAUUUUCCGUCUGUCUGAUUUUUUGUGAGGCUCUCUGGGCUGUAUGUAUAGAAGGUGCCAUAAAAAUAAAGUUAAGUCUGCUCAGUCCCCUAUUGUAUGGGCACCACAAAGGCCACAAAGCUCCUUUAACUGUGUGUCUUUUUCUAUAUACAGAACCUGCAAAGGAAAAGGCUAAAGCAGCUCCUGCUAAAAAAGGUGACGAAUGCAUUUUAAAUUUAUCAGCCAGCUCCUGUCUGACACACAUGAGCACUAUUAGUAUAAAUGUCAUGGUGGAGUGAAUUAUUUUCCUUUUGUCUCACAGAAGUUGCAGCCCUCAAAGACAAAGCUAAACCAGUUGUCUUGAAAAAAGGUAAGAGUGGUGCAUGUUGUAAAACACGAGUUCAUCUUAAACCAAAAUGAAUCCACAGUUUAAGUGUUUUUUUCCCCACAGAGCCAGAGGGUGCCCCCAAAAAUGCCUCAGUUCUGAAACAGAGAGUCAAAAUAGUUCCUAUGAAAAUGGGUAUGUCCUUCAGUUUGUAUUUUAUUUUAUUUUAUUUUAUUUCCUCAGUUUUUUUUUUACACCUGAGUCAGUGAUCCUGAGCAGGCAUCUUUUCUGUUUCUUCAGAAGUCAAGCCUCCAAAAGAGAAAGUCAAAGCAGUCUCUGUAAAGAAAGGUACGCCACAUUUCAAAGAGUCAUAACGCUCAGUUUGGUUUUUUCCUCUGAACUUUGCAUUAAUGUGUUUUCUUCCACAGCCGAGGCCCCAAAACUGAAGCCAAAACUGGCCGUCACAAAAAGAGGUAUGAUGGAUCUUUGUCUUUUAUCAUCUUAUCAUGAUGUUGUUUUUCUGGAAUAAUGACCCUCAAAUGUAUCUACACAGAACCUGCUCAGGACAAAACCAGCCACUGUAGUCAAAGUUAACACUACAAAAAUAUUUUUUCUUGCACAGAGGCAUGAACUCACUCACUCUCUUCUUUGUCUUCUUUCAGAGGCCGAAGUUUCACCCAAGAACGUCUCACUGACCAAAGAGAAGGUCAAGGUUGUGCCGCUGAAGAAAGGUACACUUACUCAACAACAUCAAUACACCUCAUCAGUGCUUUCGAUUUAACAUUCAUUUAAUUUUGGAAAUUAACAACGCCUUUUUAGAUCAAGAAAAACAAACUGUUUCAGACACACAAACUGUUCCUCUGUCGUGUUUGUCGUCUCUUAUAGUGCCUGUAACUCCAAAAGAGAAAGUCAGACCAGCAGCACCAAAGAAAGGUGCUUUUUUUCACUCAUUUACUGACUUCUUAAAAUAUGUUUUGAUGUGGACAGUGAUAACAUGUCAGGAAACAAUAUUAACCACGAUUAAAUUUACACAACAAACUCCAUUGACCAUUAAUAUACAUGUGUGUAUUCCCCUUUUUAGCUGAAGUUCUGAAGGAGAAGAAGGCCGAGCCAGUGACACCCACAAAAGGUAUGUUUUUGACUUGCUUCAGCAUCUUUUUAUUUAUCACACGUAACUUCUGCCACAACCGUAUUUUCCUCUUGAUUUUGGACGGUACGACAAGAUACAUAAUUUUUUUUUGUUCUGUUAUAAAAGCAAAAGCAAAAGCAAAAGCUGCUGAAAAGAAGAAAGGUAUGCAGCAGGAGUGUCUCUGCAGUGAUUUAGUAGCUGCUAAUGUGUGGCUGCUGAUGAAAUGCUCAUCAUCAUGAUAACAACUUAGCUUAAAGCGUUAAAUAUACACUUAGAUCUGCUUUAUAGGCACCUAGAGUUCAAACUCAACAUGCUUUUCUGCUGAAAUAGGACGUUUAAAAACAGCAAAAGCCUCAGAAGAUGAUGUUCUGGUGAUGCAUGUGAAUGAAAACAGCAACAACAAAAACACCAGCGGCUGAAACGGAUUUUUCUUUGCUGUUAUCAUUUCUUUAUUAGCUGAGGUUCGCAAGGAGAAAAAGGCCGAGCCAGUGACUCUGAAGAAAGGUUUGUUUCAUGGUCUUUUCACAGUCUGUUCUGUUAGUCUGUUAUCAAUUCAAAUCAGCAACUUAACAUGAUAUACAAAGACGUUUCGUGGAAAUAGAUCAGGAGUAAACGGCUCUUUAUUUUUGCUUAUUUUGAUGUUUGAAACCUAAUUGGACACUGAGCUGCCAGAUUGGCUUGUUUGCAGGUGUGAUCAGAAAUUCAUAUUAAAGGGUUAAAAAGUAAGGCUUAAAUAGUAGUUUUUUUAAAAUAAUUACCUUUGUUUCCUCUCAAAAGGUAAUAGUUUAAAGAAAUGUGCUGAUUGAAUGUAACCUCUGUCUUUUAGAAUUACAGUCUCCAAAGAACACAGUGAGAGUGCAGUUUCUGAAUCAGGCUUUGUUUUCUUUCAGAGGCCGAAGUUUCACCCAAGAACGUCUCACUGACAAAGGAGAAGGCCAGGGUUGUGCCGCUGAAGAAAGGUACGCCAAACAAAUAUUCACAUCUUUGACUCAACAGUGUGUUUUGAGGCGUUUAUGGCUCAACAUGCAUUUAUGUUUUUAGUUUUAACUUGAGUCCUUUCAGUUUUAGUUAGUUUAACAGUAUUUUCACGCUCUUCUCUGUCCUUUUUUUACAUCACAGUUUCUGUAACUCCAAAAGAGAAAGUCAAACCAGCGGCACCCAAAAAAGGUAUUUCUAUUGAUUUAUUUGUGUUAAUAGUGAGUUUUGCAUAAAGUUUUACUAAUUUCCAACUUUCCUGAAAUACUUUUGUUGUUUUCAUUUGCAUGUGUAGCUGAGGUCCUCAAAGAGAAGAAGGCAGAGCCAGUGACACCAGUGAAAGGUUUGAUUCACAUUUUUACCUUUCAUUAUGAUCAUAGAGUCCAUCAUAAACUUAGAGGUAACUAAUGUAUGAUUUCUCACUGGGCUGUGAGAACUGAGUGUGUUAAUAGGACUGUGUAUUUUUCUUGCACCUGUUAUUGAAGCCAAACCUAAAGCGGUUGAAAAGAAGAAAGGUAUGCAGCACAAGUGUGUCGCUGUAGUGAUUUAGUCACCAUUAAUGUGGCCGCUGCUUCAACAUAAACUGCCUCUGGUGUAAAACUUACAGCUUGUCAUGUCUUAAGAGGAGUUUUUGUGACUUUUUCUUUCUUUCAUUUGACACAGAAACAGCUUUAAAAGAAAAGCCCUCCAAAAAAGGUGAGCAUGAGUUGUACUUUCUGUUUCUAAUAUGUUGACACAGUUUUGUUUUGAUUGAAGGGAAAAGAUUCACCAUCUACAUUUAAAACCCUCCUUCAAUAUAUUGUUUCAGCAGGUUUGAAUUUGGCUAAUCAAAACGAAGAACCAUCACAUAAAAUUUUCUCUGUUUCUUAUUUUCUCUUGUUUCUAAGUAGAACCCGAGGUCAAGCCGGCUAUUGCCAAAAAGGGUAAUAUAGAAAAAACACAACAGUAUACCUGUGAUUACUAAUAAAACAGCGAACUUAAAUCAAAAAUAUCACCUGAAACUGAUUUUUAUUCUGUGUUACACUCAGCACCUGAGGUUCCAAAGGAGAAGCCUAAACCAGCUCCUGAAAAGAAAGGUGAAUAUUUAAUUUCCCCAAAUAAGACAAAAUAUUAGACAUUUGUCUGAAGUGUAUAUUUUAUUCGGACAUAAGUUGAUCCAUUUUAAACUGUGUUUUGUUUAAAUUAGCUCCUUCUAAAAGGAAGGCUGAAACAAAGAAGGUCAAAACCCUCCUAAAGAAGAAAGGUAGCCUCAUGCUGUAAUUCUAAAAAGUAAUCAGAUUAUCUAUAAUCAGAUUACUUUUUAAAUCCGAAUCAAUUUAAAAAUUAAGUAGCUCAUUUUUCUUACUCUUUACACUAAUUUUAAACAUAUUGAACUAUUAUCAGAUUAUCCAUGAAUCUGAUUUUUUUAAGUAAGAAUAUCAUCAAACUGUUAUCAGACUAUCUGUAAUGAUAGUGCUAUUGAAUUUUCAAUAGUUUGCAAAGAUCUAUCUUUGAUUAGAUUAGAUAUUACUGUAAGAAGCAGCCUACAAUGAGAGUGUUUCUAUUGGACAAACUUACAUGAACAAAAUCUCAACUUUUUACAGAGGACAGAGUUCUUAAAGAGAUUCAAGAGCCUGCAAUAAAAGGUAAAACUGCCUUUUAAGAAACUAUAUUUUGAUUAUCCUCAUCAUAUCUGUGGAUCACUGAUUUUUUUUUAAAAUCAAAAUCUCUCUUUAUUACUUGUAGAAAAACCUGCAAAGAAGAAAGUUAUCGAGGAGGAGGAAGUCAAAGGUACUGCCUGGUUGAGUUAUGAUUUAAGGUCAUGUGACUCUGGGUUGUUUGGUUAACGUCAUGUUUUCCUCUUAAUAGCAGAGCCUACUAUAUCAGACGCUUUUAUGGAAUGUAAGUAGAAAUAUCGCACUCAUAAAUGAACAUCUUUAAAAAAGACAGAUUUUUGCACGCUGUGUUACCUUUAUGAGACAAACAGAGAUGAACAGUGUACUGAAUUGUUGUUUAUCCAUCUUGUGACCUCUCCUGCAGCUGAGAUGCCCUACUUCCAGUGUUUCUUCGUGGAUGAGGACGAGGCCCAGUUUCCGUUCUACGCUUUCUCUCCUCUGCAGAUCUGAAGCUUCAGUCUGAAUCCAGUCUGAGGUUUACUAAUAAAGUCAUCAACUUGAUACUGUUGCGUGUAACCCUGCGCUGUUUUAAUGCAGCUUGCUGUUCACUGCUGGUUUCCAGCAGAAUUCCUUGGACAGCUUAGGAUGUUGGGUGAAUUUCAUGCAAUGGACCGAUUUUGUAUUUAUUUCCAGAUUUGGUUGAGCUCUCGUACCAAAUACAUGCAGCCAGUGUCAUUCCUCUCUGUGUUACUUUAUUUUGACUUUCACUUCAUUUAAGAUGUGGAUAUCAUGAUUUUUUUUUUAAAGGAACAAUGUAUUAUAUUAUCUUUUUUGGAUCACUCAUUUAGAUCCUGACAGCAACAAAUGGUGCAUAUUUGUAGAGAGCAAAUAAUGUAGAAUAUACUGCAUUAUGCUGUAAAGGGGUACAAAAAUGGCCACGAGUGCUACGAAACAGUGGGUUCAGGUUUCACGCCUUUGACCCCACAUGUACUUGAAGAGAUGUUUGUAAAUUAAUGCUUUACACAGUUAACGCUUGUUUAAUUUUUAGCUUUUUCUUUAUUGCAUAUUGUAGGAUACAAGGCGCAUAAUUUAGUGUUUGCAUUAUUCCAUCAUUCUUGAACUAUUUCAACCACUUUUUCUCAAACUUUUUUUUUUUUAUCACAUGUCCUUUUUCUUCCCUAAUGGGUACAAACAAGGUCAAAUUUUUCUGUUUGUUUUUCUGUUUGUCUUCUUUAUACGUGUCAGAAGGAAUGACCGUGCAAGUGUAUAAGAGAGCUCCCAAUCAUACAGAUUUAACACUACCUUUGAAGUCUUACAAAACAGCACCACGCUGUCCCAAUGAUGCUAUAAGAGGGCAUAAGAGACGACUCUUUUCUUGCACAAAGACUAUUUUUAAGAAUUUUACACUAAAAGACGGGCACAUGUGGUGAGUUUUCUUUUGUCGAUGAGAAGCCGAUCCCUGAUCAACCAAAAGCCGGCGUUAACUUUGGUCAGUGGCAGAUAAACCAUAGACUGAACACUUACAGGAAACAUAGACACAGAAAGCGACUUUUAAAGCAGGUUAUUGGAAAAUGUGUCCAAAUAACUAAGCGUGAAAAAUGUCAUCUUUUGUCAUGUUUUUAUAGCAGCGUCUCAGUCGUGGUGCUACAGUAACAGAGAGGAUUCUUCUCACAGUUUUGUGAAUACUGAGCGAGGAAAACUUUAUCUCAGAUUGAUUUUAAAUACUGAAAUUGGACAAGUUCAUGUAUUUGAAAUCUCUGGAGAUAGUUGAUAAGAGAGCUGCAAGACUCAGCUCUUGUACAUCUUUAUGAGACGACUUUAAUGUGGUCAAAGCUACAUUAAAGUGAAACAACACCUGUGAUUAUGUCUGCACACCUUACUAACUCAGCUUAUAGCAGCUGUUGUUUCCAUUUUAGUUCAUAUGUAGAAAAUAUAGUUUUUAUAGCUUGUGGCAUUAAUCCCACGUCUGCUGAAAAGCAACUCCACUCAUCUUUUCUAUUUGAAUAAAAGCAGCACCCUCCCUGCUCAACCAUGAUUGAUGCGUUUGACCCUCUGCAGCACACGGUGAGCUCAGCUCCCGACUCGGCGCUGAAACAGUUUGGGUUUAAAGGAUGAUUCUCAGCAGUGAGACGUCAUGUUCCCAAAAUUAAAGAGGAAUUAAGCACAGUCUGUAUCAUUUUUACUUUUGAGGUUGAGGGGAUUUUCUGGAUAUUACAAAAUACCUGUUUUUAUCAUAACCAAAGAUACACAGUUUAUUUAUUUUUCUGAGUUAUAUCGACUCAAAUUUAUCAGGUUACAUGUGCAAUCUUUAUUUCAGUGUCUCAGUGGUCAAAACACUGUAUAUUUGUCAAAUAUUGGUCGAAAUCUGCAUGAUGAGUGUGUGUUUUUGUUCAAUUCUCCCUUGUGCUAUUAUUUCCCAGUUUUAACAACAAGACUUGAACUUACAAAUCAGGGUAUUUGAUACUCAGUUGACAUUAAUCCGUCAAAAUAUGUCUAAAAUGACACCUAAUGAGUCAUAUUUCAAAUAUUAAUAUAUAUUUUUGUAAAUAGUCUGAUAAACUGAAACAGAUUUUAAUCCCUGAAACCUUACACUGAAAUCUGACUAUCUAUUAUUUGUCAUUUACAUCGUCCUUGUGCUUGUGAAUAGAAGCUAUUUGACAAUAAAACAGAGCAAAGCAAGAGUUUCUUUGAGUCCUCCUUCCUCUGCUACAGAGUUGUACUGUGGUAAAGCCAGCAGAAAAUGGUAGGGCUUUAAAAUACGCGAGAUCUUCCCUGAAAAAAAGCAGUAUUUGUCG